This is a messenger RNA of Coregonus sp. 'balchen', 2010 nucleotides long. NCBI's taxonomy places the organism in Eukaryota, Metazoa, Chordata, Actinopteri, Salmoniformes, Salmonidae. The record is from the annotation of a GenBank genome assembly.
GUGCAGUGUGAUGGCCAGGUCAUACAGGUGCUGUGGGAGAGGUUUGGCUCUGGGAAGCUGCACCUGCCUUUCCAUGGCUUUGUGGCCUGUGUCACCAAGCUGUGCAAGCUAUUCGGUAUUUCAACACACACACACUUAGGUGAGUUAUGUUUUGUUGCAGGUUAUGAUAUUCAGCCUUAAUAUUGUGCGUUUGUGUCCCUUCUCCCCAGCCCUGUAUAAAUCAGAGAGCAACCCAGAGGUCAAAGACGGAGAAAUCCAUGCUGUGAGUCCUCCUUUACCAUAAAAUCAACCAAAGCCCUGGCCCUACCCCUAACUUCAUGUCCACAUCCUGGUUCAACCCUAACCCUAGCCUAAACCAUAACCCUAAUCCCAAACCUAGCUUUAUGUCCACAUCCUGGUUCAACCCUUACCCUAGCCAUAACCCUAUAUCUUGAUGUAACAUGACACUAAACAUGAACCAUAACCUGACCCUGUCCUGUGACAGACCAUAUCCUCAAGCAUAAUUCAUACCCUGACCCCACCUUUAAUACAGGCUUAUACCCUUACUAAUGCCCUCCAACCCUGAAUGGUUGCUCCUUUCUUUGCAGUUUUUUUUUUACAGUGGCUGAUUCGACACCUGACCGUGUGAGUGUGCUCUAUAAACGGCUUUCAGCAUUGGCAGUGCAGGGGCAUUCUGUCUGACCAGUACCAUGUGACGACGUCAUGCCUCUGUCGGCGCCCUCGUCCACACACACGCACGAACGUGCGCACACACAAACAACUCCUGGCCUUUGUCACCAUAUGAUGCCCCGCUCCUAUAGGCUCUUUCACAUUAACAGUGUCAGAAAAACAGCCUCAAAGCAGUAUGUGAUGACUGUCAAACAGCACAUUAUAUUAUACUAUGAUGUACAGCGCUGUCAUUCUCUACUGCCAUAUUGUGUUAUAGUGCUUUACAUGAAUUUACAUGGAUAGGACCUGUGGAGUUAGUCGCUUCUAAUUGUAUUCGAUGUGAACACAAUGUAAAUUUACAGACUGUACAAAACAUUAAGAACAUCCUACUACCAUACCCCGUUCAAAGGCACUUCAAUCUUUUGUCUUGCCCAAUCAACCUCUAAAUGGCACAUAUUAUACAAUCCAUGUCUCAAUUGUGUCAAGGCUUAAAGAUCCUUCUUUAACCUGUCUCCUCCCCUUCAUCUACACUGAUUGAAGUGGAUUUAACAAGUGACAUCAAUAAGGGAUCAUAGCUUUCAUCUGGUCAGUCUGUCAUGGAAAGAGCAGGUGUUCUUAAUGUUUUGUGCACUCAGGGUAUAUGAGCUAUUUCAGCUAAGUAUUUUCAGUAUUUCUGUUAUAUAUUUUCAUUAUUACAGCCAAGUAUUUAUUUUCCCUCUUUCAUUGUUUGACUUUUUAAUAGUGAAAAUGUAGUUAAACUGUUAAAUUAUAAUAAAAAUGCAAUAAUGAAAUGUAUCCAAAAAUAAAAAUCUGCUUUGAUAAUGUACAAUUAUUUAUGUAUUUAUAAAUACAGCCCAACCUCUCACACACGGUGAGUACAGCCUGCCCUGGUGAGGGAGUGAAGGUGAUGUCUCAGCCGCGCUGCACGCACCGUCUCUAUUCUUAUCAUACUGACGCCACGUACAGCAUCAACACGCACUCACCGCCUCCUCCGCUACGUUCCCUUGCUCCCUCCCUCCUUUGCUCCAUCCCUCCCUCCCUCUCUCUCUAGUAACUGUCUCACAAUCUGCCUCCUUUUCCCUCUGUGCUCUCAAUGUGACACAAACAAACAUGUACAGUAUGCUCUUGUCCUUUCUCCUGAUGCUCCUAUAAAUAGAAGCUUUGCUCAGACACAGCUUCCUGUUCAUCUUUUGACUACACACAGGUUGCCAGGUUGCCCGUGGCAACAGUCCAUCCACCUAGGACAAAAAGGGGGGGUAGUAGACAGAUGUGUAUGUCUCUCUCUCUCUGUCUCUGUCUCUGUCUCUGUCUCUGUCUCUGUCUCUGUGUUAGUGUGACAGCAGUGGUCUGGCCCAGGCUUGA